UGGGGAAAUUCAAGGUGGUCAAAUCCCGUAAAUGCACAAAAAGGAGCUGGCCGUUUCCACGCCUGAAUCAUUCCCACUUCCCAGUGGUGACCAAUGAAUAUUUCGCCAGAUUUCUGAUAGCGCUGUGACUAAUGAACUGAGGGGAAUGGGCGUCGCCUCUCCACGUUUCAGUUGCUCGUUCCUACAGUAGGCUAGCCUACCAGUUAUUUCUACGCCAAGGCUUCCUGGUCGCAGCGAGAGAACGGGAACCUUCAACUUCUGUACAGCUCCGUUAUUUAUCAGGUGGGAAAGGUAGCACCCUGUGGAAACGUGAGAAAUAAAGAUGGCUACUACUACCAGCCCCUCUGAAAUAGACCAGGAGUUCCAUGAAUGGAAACUCAAAUACAACAAGAUCUACAGCACUCCAGAGGAGGAAGCGCGGCGGAAAGUCCUCUGGCUGGCCUGCCGGGAGAAGGUGCUGGCCCACAACAAACUGGCUGACGAGGGCGUCCACAGCUGGUGGAUGGGUGUGAACAUGUUCGCUGACAUGGACACUGCAAACGGGGAGACCCCAUGUGGCUGCAUGAGACCCCGAAAUCAGGACAGCAAGUGUGGCAAGUCUGAUGGAGACUGUUGAAAGCUGACGGAGCAGCAGAGUGUGAAGUGAAGGCUCAGGACUACAGUCCACCGACAGUGAUCUGCACAGCUGCAAACAUGUUAUGCAAUCGUCUUGAAUCAGCCAUACAGUAGAUCAGGCAAAACCACUAUCCAAUCAACUUGCUGCCGUUCUUGCUUGCUAUUUCAAAAUAUUGUCCCCCUGUCUGCAACAAUAUACUGCAUGCUUCAGAAUUGAAUUUCAAUGUUUGAUUUUUAGAUUCGAUUUUUUAGAGGAUAUUAGUCAUCCAGACGUGUCACUCUAGCAUCAGCAUAUUUUGAACAUUGGGUUUUACCCUGCGCAAUUGUUGUUGGGGGCAAAGCAGGGAAGUGUUUCUAUGGUGUCUAGUAGAAGUGCAGAAACACAUCUUUCUUGUAAAUGAAGGAUUUAAAGCAACACUAAAGAGUUUUUCGUACCGUAACAUAAUGUUUCCAAUUUUUUUCAGCGGUUCAUCAACUCGUAACCGGGUGAACGGCACUUCUGCAUUCACUUCGCGCCCUUCUAUCGGCUAUAACCGCACUAUGUAACUUUACCAGAUCAGGUAGCGUACCUGUAGUUCGAGGAAAUGAGACCUAAGAAACUACACAUUUCACCUGCUUCGAUGUCGCAAUACAUCACACGUUCAUACAGUACAGUAAAAUCAUGCAACAUGCUCUACCUUCGUCAGUGGACAUUGUUAUUUGGUGGAUAAACAAAUAGCCUGUGUGCAACAGAGGAAAAGUGCUUUAGUGUUGCUUUAAGUGCAGUUGUUUACUCAAUUCCAAAGAAAAUACACAUCCAUAUCUGUGGAACCCUGUCACCAUCAGCACAGCCAUUGGUUGCGUUGAAUGUGCUAUUCUGGCGUCGCAUAAAGCCGCCCCGUGGAUGCAAUGGGCCCUGAGUGCAGUGAUGGGCAAGCUACUUAGAAAAUGUAGUGAGCUAAGCUACCAGUUACUCCAUCUGUUACAUUACAUGACAUUGCAUUACAUUACAUUUAGCAGACUAUUUAUCUGUCCAAAGUGACUAUAUUACAAAGGGAUUACAUUUUUACUGGAGCAACUUGGAGUUAAGUGCCUUGCUACUGCAUGGCUACUGAUGCUAGCCCAGCUCCUUAACCACUACACUACCACGACCCUACAGGCUACUGCUGCUAGCCCAGCUCCUUAACCACUACACUACCACCACCCUACAGGCUACUGCUGCUAGCCCAGCUCCUUAACCACUACACUACCACGACUCUACAGGCUACUGCUGCUAGCCCAGCUCCUUAACCACUACACUACACUACCACGACUCUACAGGCUACUGCUGCUAGCCAAGAUCCUUAACCACUACACUACCACCACCCUACAGGCUACUGCACACUAGCCCAGCUCCUUAACCACUACACUACCACCACCCUACAGGCCUGCUGCUAGCCCAGCUCCUUAACCACUACACUACACUACCACCACCCUACAGGCUACUGCUGCUAGCCCAGCUCAUUAACCACUACACUACCACCACUCUACAGGCUACUGAUGCUAGCCCAGCUCCUUAACCACUAUACUACCAUCUUGAAUGAAGCUUAUCUACAUAAAAGCUUCAUCAAGACAAAAUGUAGCAAGCUAAGUUACAUACACCUCACAAAUGUAGUUUACUGUAUCAGAAGCUACUUUGCAAUUUGCAAAAAAAUGAACAUAAACAGAUAAAGUGAACUGGCUUCAUACCAAGUCAGUGCUAUGGCAAUGACCUAGCCAACAUAACUCAUUCAAACAGACACAGUAACUUUGUAGCCUUCAUCCAAGCCACUUUAUGCUAUACAAAUUGGGUCUCAAGGUCAAAAAGGUUAAGAAUCCCUGGGCUAUAAUGUAUGUUCAGUGAACCUUUAAUUGUUACUCUCCAGUGAAAGGCAGGCAGGACCUAGUGAGACAGCGUGUGUAUGACGCAUGCUUAUGCUAGUGAGACAGUGUGUGUGUGACCCAUGGUUAUGCUCCAUUUAAUGUUGGGUAUUUAGCUCUUGCUAUUGAAUAGUUUGUCUUACAAGUUUACACAGAAUAGAGUAGGCUACAUGAUUCCCACUUAUUUAGUUUGUCUUACAAGUUUACACAGAAUAGAGUAGCCUACAUGUUUCCCAGACAACUUAGUGAAAUAAAAAAGGAACAUGAAGCUUCACUGCGCACUAUAAGUUUAAAAAUGUUGAUGUAAAAAAAAAAAAAAAAAUACUAUUGAAAAGCUGUUUCAGCUACGCUACCAACAAGCUACUGCUAGCUUCGCUGCAAUUAGGGAAGCUACUGCCUGUCACUGACUGAGGGGAUCCUUUCCAGAUGGACUGGCAGAGCAACAUCAGAUUUGUUACACUUUUACCCAUCAAAGCCAAUUAAAAUAGGCGGUGAAGCUGCCAAUCAAGAAGUGACCUUAGGUUUCAUGAGCGCUAAUAAGCUCAUGACGUGCCAUGGAGAUUCUGGCCUGCUGAACUGCUUGGCCCUCUCAUCAUUGGCCGGGUUUCCCAGAUUCGUUAAGAAGCUCUUAAGUGCUAAGAACUUCAUAGGA
Messenger RNA from Sardina pilchardus (European sardine), 3145 nucleotides. RefSeq names its product cystein proteinase inhibitor protein salarin-like. Bases 323 to 616 code for a protein of 97 amino acids. The record is from RefSeq and is a predicted model, not a curated record. NCBI's taxonomy places the organism in Eukaryota, Metazoa, Chordata, Actinopteri, Clupeiformes, Clupeidae. The transcript is spliced from 5 exons.